AUGACCGCGUUCUUGGAGGAAUUUCAACAUCUUAAAGUCUCACUGGAAGAUAUUCUGUUUGCUACUGCUAACUUUAGUGACAACAAGAUUAUCGGAACUGGUGGAUUUGGCAAGGUUUAUAAAGGAGAAAUCUCUCAUUUUAAGGGGCGAAGCAUGGUUGCUUUCAAGCGUCUAGAUCCUAGAUAUGGUCAAGGAAACCCUGAGUUUUGGAAGGAGAUCAUGAUGCUUUCUCGUUACAAUCAUGAAAAUCUCAUCUCUCUCCUUGGGUUUUGUAACGAGGGUGGUGAAAAGAUCCUAUUAUACGAGCAUGCAUCUGGUGGAAGCCUUGAUCUUCACUUAGGUUCUGUUGAUCUCAAGUGGAUUCAACGUCUCAAAAUAUGCCUUGAAGUGGCUAAAGGACUAGAAUACCUUCAAGAUCCUAAGGGGUCGCAACAAAGAGUCCUCCAUCGUGAUAUUAAGAGCUCCAAUAUCUUACUUGAUAAGAACAUGAGGGCAAAGAUUUCUGACUUGGGCCUCUCGAAAAUAGGCCCUGCUAAUCAGCAGCACUCUGUUCUUGUCUCCCAUGCUGUUGGUACCCCUGGGUACUGUGAUCCGUUAUAUAUGGAAGAGGGCUUUUUGACAAAAGAGUCAGACAUAUACUCUUUUGGUGUCAUCUUAUUGGAAGUUCUGUGUGGGAGAUUGUGCUAUGUUUAUAUGAACCGUCAAUGUCAGAUAUUAGUACCUAUGUGGAAACAAAGCUACAAAAAGAAGAAACUCGAUGUGAUUAUCUUUCAAGAUCUACUCCACCAAAUGGAUCCAGCUUGUUUGGAAAUAUUUUCAGAACUUGCGUUCCGCUGUUUGAAGAAAGCUCGUGAAGAAAGGCCACUCAUUUCUUAUGUAGUUGAGAAACUUGAACUUGCACUUGAACUUCAGGAAAUUUAUGAAGUGGUGAAACAGCCAAAGGGGUAUGAAGAGAUAAUUAUCAUGGCAAUACCUCCUCUGACUUACAGAUCCAUAGAUGAACUCAAAACGAUUCUUUCCAAUGGGAUCUUCCUUAAUGAGGGCAAGACGUGGUUUUCAAUUAACAAGACUGGAGAACAUUGUGAAAUGAUAUCCACAACAGACUGUUUGAUUCCAAUUGCAAGUGAUUCUAAAAAUCGCUAUAUAUCUGAAAACGGUUCAAGAUUUCUCGGGGGUUGCUUUAUGGCAUAUGAUGGCAAAUUCAAAACACAUGUCAAAACUCAAUUCUUGUCACCUCAAAUCACAUACACAGUAAACCUUGUUUUCAAAUUUAUCUACACAAAGAAAGCUGUGUGCAAGCCAACAUAUUCAGUCCUCAGAUACAAAUUGGAAGCUGAGGAGAAACUAUCAGUAUGCUACUUGGCAGAUAAAAGAGAAGAUGGAUGGUUGAUGGCUGAAUUGUAUCAAUUUACAAGUGACAGUAGAUAUGUUGAUCUCCAGAUUUUGAUUGAGGGCUCAUAUUCCUUGGCUGUAGAAGGCAUUGAAUUUCGGCCCCUCGAUAUGGUUAGAUGUGAGGUGUUGGAGGAUGAGAAGGUGGAUAUGCCAUCAAUAUCGGAUUCAGAUACAAUAUGGGAAGAAAAACUGCCAAAAAAUCAUGAAGAGAUGAUCAAGUGGUCAAAAGAUAGUUUGCAAUGGACUACCAAGAAGGAACUCUACUUCAUUCUCUGCAAAGGGUUUCCAAUCAAUAACGGUAAAGAAUGGUUAUCUCUUGACAAAAAGGGAAGGAAAUGCCAUAUGCUAGAGGCAAGAAUGGCAUUGCUAGAAGAAGAAUGCAAUUGGGAGUCUUUUAAUCAAUCAAGAUUCAAAGAAGUGGCUGUGCAUCCUAACAAAAGCUUUCACAUAGUUUGUACGAUCAACCCUCAUAUAUUGUCACCUAGAACAAGAUAUGCAAGUUACCUUGUCUAUAAAUUGCCAAAUGAUCCCUACGAAUUCGAGGCUCCUAUGGUACUGAUGGAUAAAGAUCAUUCCCAUUCAACUGAUGCACCAUGUUUGCGGUUUGUUCAUUUACUUAGUCCUCAAACCCCUGUUAUUAGACGAAGAGAUGAUCAAAAUGCCCACAACCCGUUGAAUAGACCCAAAAUAAAAGGUCUUCCACGACAAAGGCAAGAUGGUUGGAUGGAGGUUCAAAUAUGGGAAUUUAUAACUUGUUUUACCACCAAAACGAUAUCAAUGGAUCUCGAGUUAGCUAGUUCCUUUUACAAGGUAAUCGAAGGGCUUAUUGUGCAGGGCAUUGAGUUUAAACCCAUUUAUAAGUAGUCUUUUUGUAUUCCUUGGCAUCUUGCCGGCAUUAUCGUGGUGAUUAAUAGAAUAAAGUG
Erigeron canadensis is the source of this 2315-nucleotide messenger RNA. RefSeq lists its product as uncharacterized. The record is from RefSeq and is a predicted model, not a curated record. Lineage: Eukaryota; Viridiplantae; Streptophyta; Magnoliopsida; Asterales; Asteraceae. Gene Ontology annotation, biological process: protein autophosphorylation. Gene Ontology annotation, molecular function: transmembrane receptor protein tyrosine kinase activity; ATP binding. The transcript has 6 exons. The coding region runs from base 1 to 2256 and encodes 751 amino acids. Gene Ontology annotation, cellular component: plasma membrane; plasmodesma.